CCUUAGCGACGCUUACACCACGUGACCUAUUUGAAAUGGGCUAUAUUGAUAACUGACUCUUAACAGUGGUUUAGUCAGAGAGCUGAUAAGAAGUUUGUUUAUGGCUGUGUAACAAUAAAAGAGCUCGUUGAACAGAGGGGAAGAUUAAGUGUGUUCAAUAUUACACAAGUAAGCCAUGUCCAAAUUACCCAGAAUUACCCCAACUUGCACCCCAAGAUCUGUUUCUGCUGCUGCUUCAUACGGACCCUACCCACCUCCAGAAUUAACAUCCACAUGGAACCAGAUGAAAUUCCCCCCAAAAAUCAACCCCCUAGCUCCGCCCCCACCUAGGAAGAGGUUGUAUGCCAGCUGGGAGACCACCCCACAACACUGGCACAAUGACAGGAGGAGACUGAUGAUGCAGCAGAAGGAGCAUGAGAGAUAUCACUCGGCCUGGUCCACACCUUUCUACGGCCCCCCAGCAGAUAAAGAAGCUUACAGACGACAUUAUCGCCAAGUACUAAAACAGCAGAUGUCAGAUGCUGAUGAAAAGAAAAGAACUGACUUACAGUCCAAAGUACAUGAAAGUGAGGCUGCUGUAGAAUUUGAUAGGCAGUGCAAAAUGAAAGACUUUCAGGAUAUAGUUAAAAAGUAUAAUUACCUCAAAAAUUUCAGAGAUGACAACAAAAUGUUCAUGGAAGAAAGCUGGGAAAAAUCUAGAAUAAACAAGAUAAUGACAGAUAGAUAUGACAGAGAAAUGCUGAAGUACAAUCCUAUCAACUGGAGUGGUACUUUGUCUUAAAAACUGUUUGAUAGGCUUUCACCUGGUGCUAUGUGUGAAAAUAUCUUCAAGAAUGUCCAACAAAUGAAUGGAAGUGUAAAUAGCUUUCAGGCCAAUGUCCAGCGCCCACUCCCUACAACAGCCAGGAUACAAACAUCUUAUCUCAAUCUACCUUGCUGUCAAACUUACCUUUUGAAGGCUAUACUUGUGUUUCUUUGUUAGGUUAUUAAAAAUGCAUUGAUCAAUUAUUAUAAAGUGUAUGAUUUUAUUAGAAAUGUAAAACAAUAGUCUUUUAAGUCAUAUUUUUAAAGAGAAAUUGAAAUUGAUUUUAAAAUUUAACAUUUGUAAGAUAAGCUGGUAUAAAGAUGAUUUAUUAUAGACUACUAAAACAAAUUACCAAUUACCAACACACAUUCAUAAGGGAAGACAAAUUACAUAGAAAAUAUAUUAACUAAAUUGGAAAGUAUAAAUAAAAAGGAAAAUCAAAAGUUAGGCAGCUAGUUUGAUUCUGUAUGAAACCCCAGCAACUGAAGUAUAAACAAACAUUUGUUAACAUUCAAGAGGAUUGUCAGGGUCAUGGAAAGUACAAGUAAAGAUGACUCUAUAGUGCAAUGGGACAAUUUUACUGUAGUACAGUGUAAGGUCAUUAGCUUGGGCAUUUAAAGUAGUGCUUCCAAACCUUGAAAAUAUUUCAUUCACUUAUGUUUUCUCAUGCUUACAAUAAAAAUAGUUUUCACUUUUAUUUUUG
Messenger RNA from Physella acuta, 1508 nucleotides. RefSeq lists its product as uncharacterized. The record is from RefSeq and is a predicted model, not a curated record. Lineage: Eukaryota; Metazoa; Mollusca; Gastropoda; Physidae.